AUGCCCAGCUACCAGACCACGCCGUACAAACGCGAACUACUCCAGAUGGAGCUCGACAAAGAUAAUGCCAACCCCACCAUCCUCAACCCGUCUGACCUGCCCUCGCGCCGCCGUGAGUCGACGGGCAGGCGGCAGCAAAGUGGCGGGGCUGGCUUCAUUACCGACCUGAUACCGCGUUACAGCCCCUUCAGCGACCCCUUUGAUGCCCCGGUUUCAGCGACCGACUCGGACAACGACGAUGAUGACGACGAGACCUCCGAGGCCAUUGACGAGCAGGAGAUUUACGACCUCAUCUCCACCAUCUGCGAUCCCGAACACCCCCUCUCGCUCGGCUCGCUCUCGGUCGUCAACUUACCUGACAUCCGCAUCUUGCCCCCCACCUCGCCGCUAUCUGCCAUCAGCACUGUCCUGGUCGAGAUCACACCGACCAUUACCCAUUGCUCACUGGCCACCGUCAUCGGCCUAGGCGUGCGUGUUCGUCUUGAGCAGGCUCUCCCUCCGCGCUUCCGUGUCGAUGUGCGCAUCAAAAAGGGCACCCACAGCACAGAUGAACAGGUCAACAAGCAGCUUGGCGACAAGGAACGCGUUGCCGCUGCCCUCGAGAAUGGUACCUUGAUGAACGUGCUCAAGAAGAUGCUUGCCACUUGUGAAUGA
This is a messenger RNA of Plenodomus lingam JN3, 654 nucleotides long. NCBI's taxonomy places the organism in Eukaryota, Fungi, Ascomycota, Dothideomycetes, Pleosporales, Leptosphaeriaceae. The record is from RefSeq and is a predicted model, not a curated record.